GGGGAGGUGAUCCCCCCUCUGGCUCCGUUCGCGUCCCACGCACCGCUAUGACUCGGUCAACAUGGCGGCCCCGCUGUGCGUCAUGGAGGCCAUGGAGGAUGACGACGCGGACGGCGUGGAGCUGGACGACCUGCAGUUCCGCCACCACCAUCACCACCAUCACCACCACCAUCACCACCACCACGGCGUAGACCGCGCGGCCGGCGGGAGCAGUGGUGGCAGCCAGGACGUGCUCGACGAGGUCGAUGACGACGACGAUGACGACGAGGAGGAGGACGACGAGGACGAAGUGCGCCACGUCGGCUACCGGCGCAAGCGGAGGCGCCGGCGCCGGCGGAAGUCCGUCCCCCUGUGCCCCGCCGCCUCCGCCGCCCUGGACCAGUCGCCGCACCCGCACCACCGCCACGGCCUGCACGGCCUGCACGGCCACCCGCCGCGGCGGCCGCACGGCCUGCGGGAGUCGCUGCUCACCGUCCUGGGCAAGCUGGUGGUGUGGCGGCACGGCGGGGCCACGCAGUACCGACAGACGCUGGGCCACGCGCCCGGCCACGGGGGCCCACCCGAGUACCUCCGCGGCUUCAUCACCAUCGAAACGGAGCGGAGGAUCAGAGCCAACGAUGGGGAGUAUAAUACACAGUUCAACUAUGCUAACAACUACAUUAAGACCUCUAAGUACACCGUUCUGACAUUCCUUCCCCUCAACCUUUUUGAGCAGUUCCAAAGGCUUGCAAAUUUCUAUUUUCUUUGCUUGUUAGUCUUACAAAUGAUUCCUGUCAUAUCCUCCCUAACUCCUAUCACAACUGGUAUACCACUCAUUGGUGUACUUGCUCUUACUGCCAUUAAAGAUGCAUAUGAUGAUUAUCAAAGACAUUCUAGUGACCGUCAAGUCAAUCAACGCAGAUCAAAAGUUGUCCGUAGUGGAAAGUUGGUUGAGGAACGUUGGGCACAAGUUCAAGUUGGUGACGUCAUCCGAAUGGAGAAUGAUCAAUUUGUCGCUGCUGAUGUUCUUCUUCUCUCUACGAGUGAACCAAAUGGCUUAUGCUACAUUGAGACUGCGGAACUUGAUGGAGAGACUAAUUUGAAGUGCCGUCAGUGCCUUGUUGAAACUGCAGAGAUGGGUCAGAAUGAUGGUUUAAUAGGAGCCUUUAAUGGCGAAAUUGUUUGUGAAACUCCAAACAAUCUUCUAAAUAAAUUUGAAGGUACCUUACUCUGGAAAGGAAAAAGGUACCCUUUGGACAAUGACAAAGUGGUUCUAAGAGGUUGUGUGCUACGUAACACCCAGUGGUGCUAUGGUGUUGUAAUCUUUGCUGGCAAAGAUACAAAACUUAUGCAAAAUUCUGGGAAGACCAAGUUUAAGCGCACAAGCAUUGAUAGAUUACUAAACUUCAUCAUUAUAGGAAUAGUUUUCUUUCUGCUGUCUGUGUGCUUGUUCUGUAUGAUUGCGUGUGGAAUCUGGGAAACUAUUACUGGACAGUUCUUCCAGAAGUACCUUCCAUGGGACACACUAGUCCCUAGUGAAAAAAUUAGUGGGGCAACAGUUAUUGCUCUUCUUGUCUUUUUUUCAUAUGCAAUUGUCCUCAAUACAGUUGUCCCAAUUUCUCUGUAUGUCAGUGUUGAAGUCAUAAGAUUUGUGCAAAGUUUUCUGAUAAACUGGGAUGAGAAAAUGUUUGAUGAGAACUCUCAAACUGGUGCAAGAGCACGGACAACAACUCUAAAUGAAGAGCUGGGUCAGAUAGAAUACAUCUUUUCUGAUAAAACAGGAACAUUGACUCAGAAUAUCAUGACAUUUAAUAAGUGCUCUAUAGGUGGUAUAUGUUAUGGGGAUGUUAUUGAUGAAAAGACUGGUGAAGUACUGGAGAGUUCAGCUCCCCUUGAUUUUUCAUCAAACCCAGACUAUGAACCAGAAUUCAAGUUUUUUGAUGGCUCUCUUGUAGAAGCUGUAAGAAAUAACGACCAAGAUGUUCAUGCAUUCUUUAAUUUACUAGCAUUGUGUCAUACUGUGAUGGCUGAAGAUCGUAGUGGUAAUCUCGAAUAUCAGGCACAAUCACCAGAUGAAGCAGCGCUGGUUUCAGCUGCUCGAAAUUUCGGAUUUGUAUUUAAAGAGCGGGCCCCCAACAGCAUAACUGUUGAGGUCAUGGGAAACAGGGAAGUAUAUGAACUGUUAUGCAUCCUUGAUUUUAAUAAUGUGAGGAAGCGCAUGUCUGUGAUUCUAAGGAAAGAUGGCCGUUUAAGAUUGUACUGCAAAGGUGCUGAUAAUGUGAUCUAUGAGAGACUGCAGCCUGGCCUGAUGGAAAUUAGGAAUAAAACUCAAGAGCACUUAAAUAAAUUUGCUGGGGAAGGGUUACGCACAUUAUGUUUAGCUAUCAGAGAUUUGGAUGAAGUGUUCUUUGCUAAUUGGAAACAGCGUCAUCAAGAAGCAGCCCUCUCAAUGGAAAAUAGAGAUGAAAAGCUUGAUUCCAUCUAUGAGGAAAUUGAAAGAGACAUGACACUAGUUGGUGUAACUGCCAUUGAAGAUAAACUACAAGAUGGCGUCCCCCAAACAAUAUCAAAUCUUGGAAUGGCUGGUAUAAAAAUUUGGGUGCUAACUGGAGAUAAACAAGAAACCGCUAUUAAUAUUGGAUAUUCAUGUCAGCUUCUGGCGGAUGACAUGGCUGACAUUUUUGUUGUUGAUGGUCAUUCAUAUGAUGAUGUGGAAGAACAGUUAACUAACUUCAAAGAUGCUCUUCGUACUCAAAUGGGAAAUUCGCACAGCAAUAGUUCCACUAGCCCACAGUGUAAUAAUCACAGGACAGUGGGUGAAAUGACUGAUUCUUAUAACCCUCCGACUGAAGUUGCCUAUAGGUCACAACCAGCAAAUGACCAUGCCAGAAAUAAUGUCACGGGCACUUCCAACACUGCUGUCAGCAUAGUGACUUUCAGGUGGGACCGAAACAGUGAAUCAGAGUAUCAACGGGAUGUAAGUCCAGAGGAACCAGAGAUACCAGCAGGAUAUGCAAUCAUCGUCAAUGGGCACUCACUUGUGCAUGCCUUACAUCCACAGUUAGAAAAACUUUUCCUAGAUGUUUGUACCCAGUGCAGAUCAGUAAUUUGCUGUCGAGUCACACCUCUUCAAAAAGCAAUGGUUGUAGAAAUGCUCAAAAAAAGCCGCAAAGCAGUCACAUUGGCUAUCGGGGACGGAGCUAAUGAUGUCUCAAUGAUAAAAGCGGCUCAUAUUGGCGUUGGCAUAAGUGGACAGGAAGGAAUGCAAGCAGUUCUAGCUUCAGACUAUAGCAUACCUCAAUUUAGGUUUCUUGAAAGGUUGCUGCUUGUACAUGGCCGUUGGUCGUAUUACCGCAUGUGCAAAUUUCUAAGAUACUUUUUCUAUAAAAAUUUUGCAUUUACUUUAUGCCACUUUUGGUUUGCAUUCUUCUGUGGAUUUAGUGCCCAGACGGUUUUUGACCCAAUGUUUAUUUCUGUGUACAAUCUAUUUUACACAUCACUUCCAGUACUUGCCUUAGGAAUGUUUGAUCAAGAUGUGAACGAUCGCAAUUCUCUGGCAUAUCCCCAAUUGUACACACCAGGUCAUAGGAACUUACUUUUCAACAAGAAAGAAUUUAUGUUGAGCGCAAUCCAUGGCUUUUUCACUUCUUGUGUAUUGUUUCUUGUUCCAUAUGGAACCUACAAAGAUGCUGUUGAUUUUAAUGGCCUAGUACUGUCUGACCACAUGCUUUUUGGGAGUGUUGUUGCAACCAUUCUUGUAAUUGUAGUGACUGCCCAGAUUGCUUUAGAUACAUCAUAUUGGACAGUGUUCAAUCACAUCAUGGUGUGGGGCUCAUUAUUGUGGUACUUCAUUUUGCAAUAUUUUUAUAAUUACGUUAUUGGCGGUAGCUAUGUUGGUUCCCUUAGCAAGGCAAUGAAUGAUGGAAACUUCUGGCUUACGACUGUGUUAACAGUUACAAUCCUUAUGAUUCCUGUGCUUGCAUGGAGGUUCUACUUUGUUGAUGUUUUCCCAACAUUGUCAGAUAGGGUCCGUCUGAAGCAAAGACUUGCACAGUUGCGAUCUAGACAAUCUCAGGAUGUUUUACGCACACCAUCUGCAAGGAGAACUAGAAGGUCAAUUCGUUCUGGUUAUGCAUUUGCUCAUCAAGAAGGUUUUGGAAGAUUAAUUACUUCUGGCAAAAUUAUGAGGAAGCUACCACGUCCGAAUGGAGACUUUUUAUUCCCAAUGGCAUUUGCCUCUCCAAGUCAUGCAGCUAAUGCAUCAACAAGGCAAGCCCAUUGCAGUAGUAGCAACACCUCUUCUCCCCAAGACAAUGGGGCUGCAAUGACAGAUUCUGGCAUCAAUUUGUGAUGGUGGUGCAAAAGCACGGGGGGCCAGACCGUGCAUUUCAGUGUCGCCACUUUCAUCUUGUGAUAUUUUUGUGCUUUGCCACAAUAUUAGGCAACAUCUUUACUGAUUGUUGUCUUAUAUUAUAUAAAAUAUUUGACUUCUUUUUAUAUUUUGAUGAGUGAGGACUAUAUAUGUAUGUAUACAUACAGUUGAUCAUUAAGAUGGCACACCCAGUAAGCAUAGGCAGUCAAAUGGGUGUUGUGCAUCUGAAUGUGUUGUGAUUUUGCUUAUAUUUGUAUGUCACCAAUACAAUGUUACCAUGUAAAUUGAACAAAGUGCAAAACUUAAUUGUUUUUAAGGAAAUGAUUAUAUACUUUUGUACUAGUGUGACAAUGACAAGAAUAUCCCUCUUCUCUAGGUAUCAAAGUCACUUCUUCACCUUUCAUUGCGAUGCCUAACUUCUGCAUUUGUAUAUAUACGAAUUGUAUGGUUCUGUAUGAUAUGCUUUAAAAGUUUCUUACCAAAGUUGAGUUAAUUGCUUUAAGGGGGCUUGAGUAUAAAGAUUUAUUUUUGUUGCAGUCCAGAAAGUAUAGUCUAUGAGAAUCUGUAUUUUAAAAGGAAAGAUGUCUAUUUUGUACAUAGAUAUAAAUGUUGGAGCGUCUACAAGAUGGCAUUUAAACUUGUGACUUAAUGUUUUAGAUUUAUUAAGGCACAAGGGAGUACAAUAUUGAUUUUAUCUCUAUGUAGCUUUUAAGAAAACAAUUUUAGUUUCUUGCCAGUCAUUUGAAAUACAUACAUUCUUUCAGUUUUAUUCACAUUAUUAGAAUCCCUCAAGUCUCCUUAAAUUUUGGAAAUUGUGAACAUCUUUCAAAAGAUGUAGGCUGAUAAAUUAAAUAUCUCUCUCUGUCAUGGACUCCCUUAAUUGGUGCAUUCAAAACAUUUGAUUUAAAAAACUGCUUUCAGGGACUAGAUGCACAUUUAUUGUUGAAAUUGAUGUUUUAUUAUUAUUUUGUAACUAUAAUUUGUCUUAACUGAAUGCUCAAUCAUCUCAAUUUUGAGAUACUUUCAACAUGCUUAGUUUCUAUUGUUAUUUUCUUGUAAAGCACACUUUGUACAAUCAAGUGGAAGUGGUCAAGCCUCAGGGUUAAUGCCAGGUUAUAUCAAAUGUGUUUUGGAUAAAAUUUCAGUAUUUGUCAUUUUUACAUUUGCUUUAGUGGCAUUCAGUAUUGUACCAUGGUCAAUGGUUUUCCUCCCUGAUCUAAAUAAUUUCCAUUGGCACAAGUUAACCGUCUUUGUUUCUAUUCUAACUACCAUAGCACUUUUGAGGGUUUUUCUCAACUCAUGACUGAAUCCCGUAAAUUCCUUUUAAUACCCAUAACCAAUGUUCAAGAACUUGCAUUUUUAAUCUGUUUUCCUUUUUUUUAAUGCCAGUUUAUGUAGAUAGAAAAUUCCUAGAGUUGCAAAAUUAUUGAAGGUUAAAUCUCUUUCCUUUAAUUUAAAAUAAUACAGAUGCAUGGUAUUUAAUAAAUGGUGAACAUUGUUCAGCCACCACAUUAUUGUUGUGUAAAUGUACCUGUUUUGUAGGAAACAUUGAAAAUAUAAACUUUGUUAAUUCCUCUCUUGGCCCUCAUUUAGUUCACUGUUAAGUUUGGAUGCACCUUUAUCUUUCUCAGACUACCCGUUAUUAUAAUUUUUGAUUCCUUAAACUUAGCUGGUGAGUAAAUUGAUUUCUUACCGUGCCACCAAUUUAUCAUUCCCAUCGAUUUUUUUACCCCUUUGGUUUUGACACACUUGUGCCACAACCAACAGCACACAUUGAAUAAACACUUCCUCUUUGUUCCUGAUGUCUGUGAUCCAAGCCUUUGGUUCAAAGUAUUUUGCUCUUUGUUCACACCUGCAAUGUUGCAGUAAUUUGUUAUGCAAGAGGUCGUGUGUAUCUCGAAUGCAAAUGUUGUUCAUCAUUAAUGAAGAGCAGUUCUGUGUAUGUUACUUAGAUAUAUUGCGUUCUGUCAGUAUUGUUAACAUGUUAAAUGUACUUAGAGAUGCUUAUGGAAGUGUUUUGUUUUUAUUUAUGCUUUGUCAGAUUUUGUAAAAGAGUUAAUACAAUUUUCUUAUGUCUCCUCAAAUUGUGUACUGUAUAAUAAAAGAAAUCUUGAUAUAUUUGA
This is a messenger RNA of Frankliniella occidentalis (western flower thrips), 6474 nucleotides long. Its product is annotated as phospholipid-transporting ATPase ID. Gene Ontology annotation, molecular function: magnesium ion binding; ATP hydrolysis activity; ATP binding. Gene Ontology annotation, cellular component: plasma membrane. Gene Ontology annotation, biological process: Golgi organization; phospholipid translocation. The record is from RefSeq and is a predicted model, not a curated record. Lineage: Eukaryota; Metazoa; Arthropoda; Insecta; Thysanoptera; Thripidae.